Plasmodium fragile is the source of this 1155-nucleotide messenger RNA. RefSeq lists its product as uncharacterized. The coding region runs from base 1 to 1155 and encodes 384 amino acids. The transcript has 6 exons. NCBI's taxonomy places the organism in Eukaryota, Apicomplexa, Aconoidasida, Haemosporida, Plasmodiidae. Gene Ontology annotation, molecular function: calcium ion binding. The record is from RefSeq and is a predicted model, not a curated record.
AUGAAUGAUAUUUUAAAUUGCCUGAGCGCGUUGAUCUGCCAUGAGAAGAACUCUUUGUGGAGUAACCUGUACUCGCAGGACAAGGACAACACGGGCAAGGUCCACAUAAACAUAUGGAGGGAGGAGCUGGAAAAGCUGAGUAGGACGAAGAAGGUGCCAUGGAUAUACCUGUGCAAGAAACUCAAAAUGAUCGAAGGCAACCAGGUGCACUACAACAGCAUACUUAACAGAUUCAAGAUUAAUUAUGAACCGAGCCAGAACUUCCUCAACACAGAAUGGAAGAGUGAGUGCUUCGAGCAUUUGUAUGAGGCGUUGCUAAAGGCAGACUUGAGUUUACGUGAAACCCUCAUGGUGUUUGAUAAAAAUUUGGACGGGAAGGUUUCCUUUGCAGAGUUCGAACAGGUGCUCAAGGACCUCAACAUAGACCUGUCGAAUGAGCAGAUCCGCAUCCUUGUACGGUUGAUAAACAGCAACUCGCUGUGCAAGAAGGAGAACGCACAAGAGAAUGACAAAAUCGACGUGGCAGAAUUCAUUGGCAAAAUGAGAGUAUGUUAUCGACUAGCCAUAAAUAAAGAGUACACAAACAACGAUAAAAUUAGCAAAUUAAUUGAAGCGAUCGGGAAACAUAUCCUGGCCGACAGUGCGGACACAGCUAAUUUUCAUUACAAGUUUUAUGAGGAAAAUAAUGAGAGGGGUGGAUCGGAGAGGAGGAAGAGGUCCAGUGUGGUCAAAUCCGUUGCCCUGUUUCAGAAGUUUAAAAAUUACGACAAUUUUGGAAAUGGCUACCUCGAUUAUGAAGACUUCGUGCGGGCGAUCAAAAACUUUGACAUGAACAAGAUCAGCAAGGAGGUGGAGUUCGACGUGGACGACGAAAUUUUGAUGGAGCUAGCUAAAUCCAUAGACAUAACAAAAUCGUCCAAGAUAAACUUCCUGGAGUUCCUGCAGGCCUUUUACGUCGUGAACAAGAGCAAGUAUUCCUACGUGGACGAGAUCUGGUGCCACAUAUGCACCGUCAUUUACGAGAACAAACUGGCCCUGAAGAAAUGCAUGAAGUACCUCGAGGACACCAUGCAGGGGAAAAUAACGAGCAUACACUUCCGUUACAUUUUAAUGGAGCUGAACAAAAUUCUGCAGGAGCACAAGCAUGAGAAGUAA